Galendromus occidentalis (western predatory mite) is the source of this 988-nucleotide messenger RNA. RefSeq names its product retinol dehydrogenase 12-like. NCBI's taxonomy places the organism in Eukaryota, Metazoa, Arthropoda, Arachnida, Mesostigmata, Phytoseiidae. The record is from RefSeq and is a predicted model, not a curated record. The transcript has 4 exons. The coding region runs from base 23 to 988 and encodes 321 amino acids.
ACUUAUUUCUAUUUUCAGGUCAAUGGAGAUGUCCGACUUCCUUGGAUCAGUGUUUUUCUUCGUAAAAUUGAUUUUGGUUCCAUCCCUGCCCUUGAAAUUAUAUAUCAUGACGGGGCAAGUGAAAUGCAAAUCGAGGAAGCGAAUGGAUGGAAAGGUAGUCCUGAUAACUGGCGCAAACUCUGGUAUCGGCAAAGUAACUGCGAGGGAUCUCCUGCAACGUGGCGCGACGGUCAUUUUUGGCUGUCGGAACUUGAAGAAAGCCUCCGCGGUAGCGCAGGAACUGCUCCAGGGUAAAUCGGACGGUAGAAUCGUCAUGAAACGGGUCGAUCUAUCCGAUUUCCAUUCGAUUCACACAGCCGCGAGAGAGAUCUUAGCGGAAGAAGAGAGAUUAGAUGUAUUGAUCAACAACGCCGGGACAGUAGCAAGUGAUUUCAAACUUACAACUGACGGUUUCGAGAAAGCAUACCAGGUGAACUAUUUAGCUCCAGUCUUGCUCACUGAGCUUCUGUUGCCCUUGCUGAAGAGAUCGGCGCCCGCUCGAGUUGUGAAUGUGGGCUCCGUCUGUUACAUAUUCGGUUCAAUCAACCCGAAAACGUUGGCGGCCGACUUCAAGUCGAAGUUCUCUACAGAACUCAUGCGGUACGCUUCUACGAAAUUAGCUCUCCUGGCCUACACGAAAGCCUCGAACAAAGAGCUCGGAAAUUCGGGUGUGACCGUCAACGUUCUGCACCCAGGCGUCGCGCGAACCACUAUCGUUCCGGAGCGGACCGAUAUCUUUGCAAUGCUCUACAAGAUAUUCGAUCGUCUCAUGCAACUAUACGGUCGCAGUGCGAAGGACGCGGCUCAAACCGUGAUACACCUCAGUGUAGAAUCUAUCGCGCCGUUCGAUAAGGGUCAAUAUUGGGCUGAAUGCAGAGCGCAGGCUACUUGGAGAGGGAACGAUCCCUUCAUUAAUGGGCGCGUGUUGAAAAUACCAGAAAUGUUAUAA